Messenger RNA from Vanessa tameamea, 1700 nucleotides. It is a transcript of the gene Fcp3C, whose product is annotated as follicle cell protein 3C-1. The transcript is spliced from 4 exons. NCBI's taxonomy places the organism in Eukaryota, Metazoa, Arthropoda, Insecta, Lepidoptera, Nymphalidae. Bases 178 to 675 code for a protein of 165 amino acids. The record is from RefSeq and is a predicted model, not a curated record.
CUGACUAAGCAUUCUUUAGUGACGUCUCGCGCUAAAAUUCCUGAUCAUAUGGAUUUAUAUAGACAUGUUUAUACUAUAAGGUCAUUUAUAUUGUUUUAGUUAUUCAGAUACCUAUAUCAGGUUUAUAGCAAUAAGCAGUGAUCUACAAAAAUACAAUAUAACUUCAUCGGCUGUACAAUGAUUGGCAUCCGGCUGUGUGCACUCUUGGUGGCAUUUUUGUGGUUAGCGGGACCGAGCGAGGCCCGGCGCAAACUCAAGCGAGACGACGUAGAAAGCUUGAAGUCAGUGGAGACUGUUGGUUUCGACGAAGAUUUUGACGAGUUAGAGCCAUGUCAAUGUGGCGUGUUCAUGUCACAGCAAGUGGGCAUCAAGGAGGGCCGUCGUAGUCGGCCGAGAGGUCCGCCGCAGGGCGAGCCCGUGGUCACGUACGACACUGAGAGUCCAAGUUUGCCAUGCGGCACUGGGGGAUUUAAGCAUUGCAUCAGCAAAUGUCUAGAUGUGAUAUUAAAGUACUUGCCGCGCGCCGGGCCAGUAAUCUGUGGCGCAGUAGAGCGAGACGUCCGCCGAGAGAAGGCGUUCCUUUUUAUCAGGAACUGCGGUGGGCAGUGGACUCCCACUAACUUUUCCGCGGGUAAAGAAUUCUGCUGUACGGAUGGACAGCAUCACAAGUGUUAGGUUUAAUUUUAUGCUAAUAAUAGGUUCAAUUAUAUAAAUUUAAGUGUAGUGUGUAGUUAGUAAACAUGUUUAGUAUUCUUAAUAUAAAUUAGACUUAUCAAUGUAUAGUUUUAGACCCUAAAAUAUUAUAUCUUUAUGUAUAUAAAUAUUAAUGAUUUAGUUUAUUAAUUUGUUGCUUCAAUCAUAUAAUAUAUAUUUUAUUUAACAAUACAAGUUAAAGGAUUAAUUGAGAAUUAUCAUUAAUUGUUACAUGAUCAUGAUUUAAUCUGUGCAAAACAUCACAUGUGGAUAUUAUUGUUAUCAUUAUUUUUAUUUAGUUAAGUUAUAAGUAUUUAUGCUAUCAAAUAUUUAAUCUAUUUAUAAAUACGAAUUAUUAAAAAUAGUUAUUAAAUGCGUAAGUAAUGAAUGCGUUAUAAAUAAGUAGUUAAGAUUAAUUAUUUUUUUUUAUAAUAUAUAUUUUCUAAAGAACUUCAAAUAUUUUUAAUUUACGGAUAUAAACCGCCGUUUCAACUAUGCAUGGUAUAGUUUUUUUUAAAUCAAAACUCAUUUCGUCCAAGGAACAAAACCUAAAUGCUUAGGGCUGUAACGUCAUAAAUAGAGAAAUAAGUCAAUCAUUUUGACCCAGUUUCGUUGUCUGCGGGAGCAGCUGAGUCUUUAAGUGGUGUAUUUUAGUUUGGGACAACGUGGCUAUGCGGGUGUCAUCCCUGUAGACAGAACAGAAACGGUGAUUAUUUCAAAUGGUAUUUUUUUAAAUAGGUAUUUUGUAUUAUUACAUUAAUUAAUAUUAUAUAUCAAUUAAUCGUGUUAAUCUAACUCUUAGAUAACAAUUGGAUUCUUUAAAUUGUUCGUAUUAAUUAUCUAGGAAAUAAGAAAUUAUGAUAAAGCAAUUGUUUAUAAAAGAUAAAGGCCCAAAGAUUCAAUGAUGUAUUUUGCGUAAGGCUAUUUUAAGGUACCACGAUUUAUUAUUUUGAGUGUACGAGUUUACAUCGUUAUAAUAAAUAAAUUAUGUGUUGCACACAAUGAUA